AUGGCCGAUAAAGCCCAAGACGAAGCGGAAGGGGUCGCUUUGAAUCCAUCCUCAGGAGAAGGUGCCGCUCCCAAAGAGAAUGUGCGAGGAGGCAAGCCAGGAAUCUGGCAGUCAGGAAAAAACUGCGUUUCGUACUUCUCCACCCUCAGCGUCUUCACGAUCACCACUCUCCUUAUGAUUCCUGGUCUCGCUCUUGCAUGCUAUCAUCAAAGAGCUCUUCAACUCCUUACGCUCACUACUACAUCUACUCCUGGCAAGAUUAGCGGAGGUUUGAAUGCAACAAAUGGAGGUGGAGAUAAUCUCACUCACAAGAUAUAUCUAUGGUAUUAUUGUAUCUCGGGCGUUGCUGCUGGAGCUGGCAAUCUUGUAAACAUAACGGAUAGUUGUCAUCAAUCAAGACAAGCAUUAACCUAUCACAUUCUCCCUUCCCUCAACUCAACCUUUAAACCUCCUCUUCCUGGAUACGAUGCCUCUGGUCCUAUCAUGGCGAUCAAUGAUCUCAUUCAGAACUACGCGUAUCCAGCUUUCGCCUCCUAUGUCGCCGCCAUUUUUCUCUUAAUAAUCUUUUCCAGUUUCUUCAUCUGGUGGUUCGGUGCUACCGCUACGCCACAUAAGGAGACACUUAUGCUCGUACUGUCCAUCUUCACAGGUUGUUUUGCCACCCUUGCAGCACUGCAAACCUAUCUCUGCUACCAAACCAUCUACAUCCUCAAUCGCACCAUGGAACAUUCCAAAUCCACUCUAAACAUAUCCAUCACACCCGGCUUUUCCUAUCUCAUCAUCAUCCAUCUCUUCUGGAUCAUCCUUCUUCUCAACAUCUUCAUCAUCCCCAUCUCAACAUGCAUCAAACGUCGCCGCGCGAAGCGACAACUCAAAGCCCUAGAAACCGAUGCACACGAGCUCAAAGAAAACGAAACUCUAAACGGCAACACUAAAGUAUGUAGUACUCCAGAUGAGCCUGCUGAUUCGGAGUCCAGUGAUGAUGAUUACAAUAUGCCUCCUCGCGGUGCACCCCAAUAUGGUGUGCCCACAUAUCCUCAUCCCGGUAUGCAGGAUCAGGGAUAUUAUGGUCAUGGCUAUGGUGCGCAAAUGCCGAUGCCUAUGUCUCUGUCGGAUCCCAUGCAGGACAGCAUGUAUCCACCACAGUCUGCAAAACGCAAGAACAAGGAGAAGCGAGAACAAGAAAGGGAUACAGCAAGUCUAUAA
Botrytis sinoallii is the source of this 1206-nucleotide messenger RNA. RefSeq lists its product as uncharacterized. NCBI's taxonomy places the organism in Eukaryota, Fungi, Ascomycota, Leotiomycetes, Helotiales, Sclerotiniaceae. Bases 1 to 1206 code for a protein of 401 amino acids. The record is from RefSeq and is a predicted model, not a curated record. The transcript is spliced from 3 exons.